Molecule: messenger RNA, 2358 nt
Organism: Protopterus annectens (West African lungfish)
Lineage: Eukaryota; Metazoa; Chordata; Ceratodontiformes; Protopteridae
Gene: ISL1
Product: ISL LIM homeobox 1
Exons: 6
Coding region: 277-1326 (349 amino acids)
Biological process (GO): positive regulation of transcription by RNA polymerase II; axonogenesis; neuron fate specification
Cellular component (GO): nucleus
Molecular function (GO): cis-regulatory region sequence-specific DNA binding; DNA-binding transcription factor activity, RNA polymerase II-specific
Source: RefSeq, a predicted model, not a curated record
AGCAGAGAAGUUUGAGUGAGAGAUAAGAAGACUGGUGCUUGCUCAACGCUGACUCCGGUUCUGCAGCGCUUUGGUCACUCGAAAGAAUUAGCGGCCCCCGGCUCCUGAGCAAUACUAGCUAGCUGGGUGAAAAAGGAGAGCGGCACGACGGCACAACCAGCGCCUCAUCAUUCAUUACAGUGUGACGUCCUCAGAGCUGUUCACAGCUCACUAAACUCUGGGCCAAGCUGUUGUUCCCUGCCACAUUCACAGUGGACAGUACACUCGUUUAUUGUAAUGGGAGACAUGGGAGAUCCUCCAAAAAAGAAACGUCUGAUUUCGCUUUGUGUAGGCUGUGGCAAUCAAAUUCACGAUCAGUACAUUCUGAGGGUAUCUCCGGAUUUAGAGUGGCAUGCAGCUUGUCUCAAGUGCGCUGAGUGUAAUCAGUAUUUGGAUGAAACAUGUACCUGCUUCGUUAGGGAUGGCAAAACCUACUGUAAAAGAGAUUACAUCAGGUUAUACGGGAUAAAGUGUGCCAAAUGUAACAUUGGAUUCAGCAAGAACGACUUUGUGAUGAGAGCUCGCUCCAAGGUGUACCACAUCGAAUGUUUUCGCUGUGUGGCCUGUAGCCGGCAGCUAAUCCCCGGUGACGAGUUUGCUUUGCGGGAGGAUGGACUCUUCUGCCGAGCCGACCACGACGUAGUGGAGCGGGCAAGCAUAGGAGCAGGAGACCCGCUGAGCCCGUUGCAUCCUUCCAGACCUCUUCAGAUGGCAGCAGAACCUAUUUCUGCAAGACAGCCGGCCCUUCGCCCUCACGUCCAUAAGCAGCCAGAGAAAACUACCCGAGUACGAACUGUGUUGAACGAGAAACAGCUGCACACCUUACGGACGUGUUACGCAGCAAACCCUCGGCCUGAUGCGCUAAUGAAGGAGCAGCUGGUAGAGAUGACUGGUCUCAGUCCACGGGUCAUUCGGGUGUGGUUUCAGAAUAAGCGUUGCAAAGACAAGAAGAGGAGUAUUUUGAUGAAACAGCUCCAGCAACAGCAGCCUAACGACAAAACCAACAUACAGGGAAUGACAGGCACCCCAAUGGUAGCUUCUAGUCCUGAGAGGCAUGAUGGAGGUUUACAGGCUAAUCCAGUAGAGGUGCAAAGCUAUCAACCACCCUGGAAAGUAUUGAGUGACUUUGCACUACAGAGCGACAUUGACCAACCUGCAUUUCAGCAGCUGGUAAAUUUCUCAGAAGGAGGGCCUGGUUCAAACUCUACUGGAAGUGAAGUAGCUUCAAUGUCAUCUCAGUUGCCAGACACACCCAAUAGCAUGGUAUCUAGUCCAAUAGAGGCAUGACACUAUGAGGUCUAUGUGUAUGUAUGUACAUAUGUACAUACCUUUGUGUGUCACAUGCACACAUACACGCACCCUCUCUUUCUCCUUCUAUGUAUAUCUGUUCCACAGAUGGAAGUCAGACCCUGUGGCUUAGAACUCUGGAGGAAAUCUAAGCCUUUGGACACAUUCAUGACUUUUGUUUUGCAAAGUGACCACUUCUUGAUGAAAGGGAACCCUCCAUCUAAUUAAUGCACGAAGUCUCUUUAUUUCUUAACAACAAUGAGGUUGUGUGGUAGCAACACUGUGAAGACAAUCAAUGGAUCUGACUAGGAUCUGAAAAACACAAAAUAAGCAGAAAAAACUGGUAACCCAGAACUUCAGAAAAUAAUAGAAGGCACAUUGGGAUUUCCAUACUUUGUGGAAGUAGAACUUGUAUUGUUUGUAUGUGGAGAGGACAGGUUAGAGAAGCCCUUCCUCCAUGUGUGGUGCUGUCUACUGGACAACAAUGGUAAUUUUGCCUUGCCAAAUAACUGCCUAAAGCUCUGUCUGAUUUGUAAAAAAGAAACAUUAAAAUGGAAAUAAACCCAAACAAAUAUAAGAAAAAUCUGACCUGAAAACAUGUAACCCAUAGCUGCUGAACAGAACUGGAUUUGCUGUCCAUGGAUUCAGAUGCAAAUUUCUGGGUACAGUCUUUUUUCUGACUGACACUUGGGUCAAAUAUACAAAAUCUUGCUGCAUGAUUGCAGGCUAAGAUACGGUUUCUAACUCGAGAUCUGCCAUCUGUAAGUAUAUGGAAGCCAGAAGGCAACUGAACCAGACCUUUUGGGAUCAUUGCAAUUAGUAUUAAAAGUCCUAAAGCAUUACAACAAGGUAUACCUCUAUUUUACCACAAACAUCAAAGGACUGUAUGUGAAUUUUUGUCCGUCCAAUAACUUUAUUUGCCCAAAGAUGUGCAUAGUCAUUUAUUUAAAUGACUGUUUAGUAAUGGAAAAGAAAGAAAAGAAAUGUUCUGUUGCUCUUGUAUGAAAAUUAUGAUAAAAAUAAUUUAUUAUU